GAGAGGAGGCGUGAAUGUCUAACUGAGCGUCAUUGGGCUGAAGUUUUCUGCCUACAUGGAUCAUAUAAAUAAUAACAAGUGAGCGUUUUCAAGUGGAGACAUAGGUGUGCACCAAUAGCACAAAGGUAGAGUCGCUAAAAAGGCAGCUGGCUGUUGCUUACACACUUGUUUCGGUCUCUGAAGAAUCAUUAGCAGCAGCAUGUCGGUGGACAGCGUGUUCAGGACCCGCUCCCUCGGUGUGGCCGCGGAGGGUCUUCCGGACCAAUAUGCCGACGGGAAAGCGGCCAAAGUGUGGCAGCUGUACAUCGGGGACACUCAGAGCCGGACGCAGGAGUACAAGACCUGGGUGGUGUCGCUGCUGAGGGAGCACGGGGUGAAGCGUGUGCUGGAUGUAGCCUGCGGAACAGGAAUUGACUCCAUUAUGCUGGUGGAGGAAGGCUUUAAUAUGGUGAGUGUCGACGCCAGUGACAAAAUGCUCAAGUAUGCACUGAAGGCAAGAUGGGACAGACGAAAGGAACCUGCAUUUGACCAGUGGGUGAUUGAGGAGGCCAACUGGCUGACAUUGACAGAAGAUGUGCAAAAACCAGGGGGUGGCUUUGAUGCUGUUAUCUGCCUUGGCAAUUCAUUUGCUCAUUUACCAGACUUUAAAGGGGACCAGAGUGACCACAAGUUAGCCCUUCUCAACAUUGCCAGUAUGGUCCGACCAGGCGGAGUACUCAUCAUUGACCAUCGUAACUAUGACUACAUCUUGGAGACUGGAAAGGCACCUCAAGGCAAAAACAUUUAUUACAAGAGCGAUCUAACUCAGGACAUAACUACCUCUGUUCUGUGGGUGAACAGUAAGCCUCACAUGAUUACUUUGGACUACACCAUUCAAGUGCCUCAGGAGGACAGCCAAAAGGCUCCGGAGCUCAGUAAAUUCCGCCUGUCGUAUUAUCCUCACAAAUUGGAGCAGUUCAAAGGCCUCCUGAACGAAGCUUUCAAUGGCAAACUGGAACACAGCGUCUACGGAGAUUUUCAGACAUAUGUCCCAGGACAUUCCAAGGCCCCCUGCUACUUCAUCCAUGUCUGUAAGAAGACGACUUGAACUUGACCAAAUACAAGUCCAUUAUGAAGACGUUACAUUGCAGGUUUGGGUGAAGCAGGGAUUUCGAAAACAUUUGAUCUUAAAAAGAGACUUUUGGUAACACUGUAGUGUAGGCCAUAUUGAAUUUGAUGUAGUUGCAGUACAUUAAGAAACAAUCAAUAGUUUGUUUUCGUCAUUACACGCACAAAGCAUGACCUGAAGUUUAUACCAAAUCAUAUUUGACCAAAUAUAUUGUGAGCCCUUUAAUCUGAAAAUAUACACUAUUUUGUGUGCUUUUGCCUUAGGAUUGUUUGAAAUGUAAUUUUACCAUAAAAUGGUGCUAAAAAUUGUGGAUAAGUUCAUUUUAGGAUAGGUUGUGCUUAUAUUUUUAAAGUCUUACAAUCAAUACAAACGUAGACUCGCCUACCUAAGGAUGACUCUGCAACUUCAUGUUUUGGCAGGGCGUCUUGUGUAGUUUUUUGUAGAUUAGCCAAACCUGUGUGCCAAGUCACAGUGACAAAAGACUAGCCUUUAUUGUGCCUAAAUCAUUUCCUUAGUUGCAGACCAAUACCUUUCCUGAUCCAGUUAACAUAUUCUCAUUUACCUUUUAAUUAAUGGAACUAUUGGGAAUCUUAAGUACAGGUACUAAAACAGACAGCAAACAGUAUUACAAUGUUUAUGUCAGGAUGCUUGUGCCAUUUUAUGUAUAGAAUUUAUAACAUGUCAUUAUAAUUGAUACAUUCUGGUUGCCUUAUGUUGCCUCUAGUACUUUUCCAAAGAACACAAUGCAUUCUACAGAUCAGGAUGGCCUUUUAAAGGUACGAACUUUAGGUACGAAUGUGACUAUGUUUUCUUGUUAGCUAUAUUUAGAAAAAAUAUAAUUUCAAGUCUUAUUUGAAGUUUUAAGUUUUGUAAAGGAAAAUGACUGGAACAGCAUGAUAAAAACCUUUUAAAACC
Periophthalmus magnuspinnatus is the source of this 2023-nucleotide messenger RNA. RefSeq names its product glycine N-methyltransferase (gene gnmt). Bases 200 to 1087 code for a protein of 295 amino acids. Gene Ontology annotation, cellular component: cytosol. The record is from RefSeq and is a predicted model, not a curated record. Lineage: Eukaryota; Metazoa; Chordata; Actinopteri; Gobiiformes; Gobiidae. Gene Ontology annotation, biological process: S-adenosylmethionine metabolic process; regulation of gluconeogenesis; one-carbon metabolic process. The transcript has 6 exons. Gene Ontology annotation, molecular function: glycine N-methyltransferase activity; S-adenosyl-L-methionine binding; identical protein binding.